UGCUUUAACCCUUUAACAACCCCCUUAAUCCCCUUUAAGGUGCUAAGUGCAAAGUGGAAUUCUCACUAGUUCCUCAAGAACUGUACUUUAAAGACAGUUUAUUUCAACAAUGAAUACAUACCCAGGCCUUUCAUUAAAGCGUCCGCUGCACCUCUUAUUUCUUCUCCCUUCUACAUUAAGAGCAGAUGAACAUAACUAAGGAGAUGAAAAACAAUAACUAAACAAGAGAGAGUGAGUAAGAAGGCAAGCAAUUAACAGCCGCAAUAAAGAAGUUUCUGCUGUUGUAUUAAUGGAAUCCCAUCGCCCUUCCAUUAAUUCCCCCCUCUUCUUUAUAUAAUGAAGCAGCAAGCCGCUUCUGUUGUCCCGCGCUGUGCUGAAGAACCAAGCGUCUCAAGGCGUUCAUUGACCAUGAGCCUGAACCGCGGCAAGAACCCGAAGCUGGAGGUGAAGGUGAACGUGGCCGGGAGGCAGCGGCGGGCGCGAGGGGGGCCCUCGACGCGUGCGGAGGACGAUGAGGAAGCAUCGGUGUCGCCGCCGAGCUCGUGUGUGUCUUCGGAGGAGGGCGAAAGCAAGUCGCCGGAGGCGACAGCGUCGUCCCCGCCGAUGAUGCUCGCCGGCUGCCCACACUGCCUCAUGUACGUCAUGCUAUCCGAGAAGGACCCCAAGUGCCCUAAGUGCAAGAGCACGGUGCUCGUCGACUUCCACUGCACCGGCAAGUCGUCCCGGGGCAGCUAGUGGCUGGCCGGCCGACAAGCGAGCGGGAAUUCUAUGGAAGGCUUCGAUCUGUAUGAAAGAUGGAUCGUGACGAAUAAAAAUGAAGUAGAGAGAGUGGACGGUCAAGAUUCAUCCUUCUUAGAAAUCUUUAAAGCAGAGCCUUCUAGUGAAUUUUUGUUCUGGUUAUAAAUUUUGUGAUACCAAAACGUUUUCUUCUCCUCUAAUCUCAUAUUUUAAUCUUCUUUGGAGAAAUUGAUCCCUCUUAAUUAGCUACGUAAUCUAGUUUAAUUAAGUUUCGCAGUCACCUUCGUCUUUGUAAUCUGUAUCUCCCUUAAUCUAGUUUAAUUAAGUAUCAUGGAUGCUAACUAUAAAAAUAGAAAA
Zingiber officinale is the source of this 1095-nucleotide messenger RNA. RefSeq names its product protein GL2-INTERACTING REPRESSOR 1-like. The coding region runs from base 337 to 735 and encodes 132 amino acids. The transcript has 2 exons. NCBI's taxonomy places the organism in Eukaryota, Viridiplantae, Streptophyta, Magnoliopsida, Zingiberales, Zingiberaceae. The record is from RefSeq and is a predicted model, not a curated record.